AUGAGCAAUUUGAGAGAAACAUUCUGGAUUCUUUCAGGCAGAGUAGCGGUACGGUCAGUUAUAAAUCGUUGCUCGGUAUGUAAGAGACACAAUGUGAAGAAAUUAGUAGCUACUAGUGGUGACUUGCCGACUGAACGUGUCAAGGAUGCUAGAGUCUUUCAAGUAACGGGAAUCGACUACAUGGGCCCCCUGUUUCUAAGAAAAUCACAGAAGGCGUGGAUCUGCUUAUUCACUUGCGCUGUAUAUAGAACGAUCCACCUAGAGCUUGCCACUUCUCUUUCCACAGAAGCUUUUUUGCAGGUUCUACGUAGAUUUAUCGCGCGAAGAGGAAGACCUUCGAUAAUCUACACGGACAACGGGACAAAUUUCGUUGGAGCCCGUAAUCUACUCCACAAAAUUGAUUGGAACAAAGUACAACAAUUUAGUUCAGCACAACAAAUAGAAUGGCGUCUCAAUCCUCCUUCAGCUGCCUGGUGGGGAGGAUGGUGGGAGCGCUUAGUCAAAAUAGUAAAGGAUCUACUCAAACGGACUCUAAAGAAAGCGUGUUUGUCCUACGAGGAGAUGAGCACAAUCUUAUGUGAUUGCGAAGCUAUUGUUAAUUCACGUCCGCUCACGUACCUUGCCGAGGAUCCAACGCAGUUAAUACCGUUGACGCCUAUGAUGUUUUUGCUGGAGACUUCUCAAAACGAGACACCGGAUCUGGAUAAAUUGGAAGUUAAUUUGAACAAGCGGAUGCGAUACCGUCAAAGUCUACGGAACGAUCUAAGGAAACGUUUUCGCUCAGAAUAUCUGGGACAACUAUCUCGGCGUAAAGUCAAGGGCAGCCGUAUUUCAGUUAAGGAAGGAGAUAUUGUUCUGCUGGGCCAAGAUAAUUUAAAGCGGCUGGACUGGCCGUUGGCCCGAGUAAUCAAGGUGUUUCCAGGAAGAGAUGGCGUUACCAGGGUGGUCAGAGUCAAGACUGCCAUGGGCGAACUUGUACGACCGAUCCAACGUUUAUACCCACUUGAGAUGUCUUCAACGACGAUGGAAGCUACGGAGAGAUUGAUUGACGAAACGGACCAGACCAAAGAGGAGAAUGGCAGAGUUAUCCCACAAGACACUUCGACGCAGACCCGUACCCGAAGCGGUAGACUUGUGAGAACCCCUGACAGAUACGGGAUCUAA
Messenger RNA from Vollenhovia emeryi, 1164 nucleotides. RefSeq lists its product as uncharacterized. The record is from RefSeq and is a predicted model, not a curated record. Gene Ontology annotation, molecular function: nucleic acid binding. Gene Ontology annotation, biological process: DNA integration. Bases 1 to 1164 code for a protein of 387 amino acids. NCBI's taxonomy places the organism in Eukaryota, Metazoa, Arthropoda, Insecta, Hymenoptera, Formicidae. The transcript has a single exon.